Messenger RNA from Zeugodacus cucurbitae (melon fly), 5835 nucleotides. RefSeq lists its product as uncharacterized. The transcript has 2 exons. Bases 299 to 5287 code for a protein of 1662 amino acids. NCBI's taxonomy places the organism in Eukaryota, Metazoa, Arthropoda, Insecta, Diptera, Tephritidae. The record is from RefSeq and is a predicted model, not a curated record.
UGAAAUCAGUCUUCAACGGCACGCGAACGUGAGAACAAGCAAAGUCGAAGAAAAAGCUGUGCGCGCUAAUAGAAUUUAAACAGCUCGGAAGCGAAUUUGAAAUCAGCUAAUAAACAAUUGAAAAUUAUUGUGAAUUAAUUCAAUUCUAACCUUCGCACUAUUCCGCACUUUGCCAGCCGUUAAUAAAUCAGUAAAAUCUGUGCGCGCCCGCAAGGGAUUUAUUACGCGUACGCACGCUUGUACGUGCCGCGUUACGUGAGCACUUAAAACUGUUAUAAACGCUCAAGACAUUUCGAAAAUGUCAACGCGACGAUUGAACGCUGUGCGUACACGCAAUGACGCGCCGUGCCUUUUCACGCUUGUCGGGCGCGUUUUCUGCAUACUGCUCGCUUUCAGCGACUACGUCGGCGCGAAGGUAUUCGAUCGUUGCGAAUUAGCGCAGGUGUUGCACAAUCGGCAUCAUCUCGAUUUGCACGAAGUCGCGACGUGGACUUGCAUCGCGCAGCAUUCGAGCGGUUUCAAUACGGAGGCGUACGGUGGUGGACUGGCUGGUGGCUCGCACGGGCUCUUCCAGAUAAGUGAUGUGUAUUGGUGUUCGCCACCGGGCAAAGGAUUCGCCUGCAAUCUACCGUGUGAACGUUUACGUGACGCGGAUUUGACGGAUGACUUGCGUUGCUUGCGUAUCAUUUACGAUGAGCAUCAACGGCUCUCCGGUGAUGGUUAUAAUGCAUGGAAUGCUUAUCAGCAGUUUUGUCGUCAUGGCGUGGAGAGUUAUGUGUCCGACUGUUUUCCAAAUCAACGCAUUGCCCCAGUGGCUCAGCAGUCAUUCACACACAACACUUUUGCUAGCGCGCCAAACACAUAUUAUACGUCCAACGACUUGGCGGUACACACGAACUCAAUAAGUAACAGUUAUUCAACGCAUAAACGCGGCAAGAUCUACGAUCGCUGUGAGCUGGCACAGGAGCUGUACUACAAGCACAAAAUGCCGAUGGAGCAGAUACCCACCUGGGUUUGUAUCGCACAACAUGAAUCCAACUUCGAUACCUCCGCCGUGGGACGUCUGAAUGCCGAUGGCAGCGCCGAUCAUGGACUCUUCCAAAUCAGCGAUCUCUACUGGUGUUCGCAUGAUCGUUAUAGUGGCGGCAAGGCUUGCGGACUACAGUGCACGAAGCUACUGGACAGCGAUAUCAGCGACGAUGUGCGCUGCAUCAAACGCAUCCACGGUGAACACACACGCAUUUCAGGCGAUGGUUUUACCGCUUGGACGGUCUACAAUCGCAAUUGUCGCAAUCAGCAGUACUCAUUUAUAUCCGCGUGCUUCCAAGAACCACCGUCACAACAGACAGCUAAAACACACGUUCAAACUUCACCCAGCCACACAUUCCCCUCUUUCCAAGCACCACAGGCGCCCGCACAACCACACUUCCAGGCGUCACAAGCGCCCGUGCAUCCGCAAUACCAAGCAAAUCCCUUCCUUAAACACAUUGGCGUUCCACAGAAAUCCACACAAACACUACAAAAACACCAACAACACAAACACACAUCCCCAAAAAUUGUAACACAGACACACAAUACACAAACACACAAGGGUAAAGUUUAUAAACGUUGUGAAUUAGCUCAAGAAUUGUAUUUUAAACACAAAUUUCCAAUGCAGGAUAUAGCUACGUGGGUGUGUAUCGCCCAACAUGAGUCCAACUACGAUACAGCAGCAGUUGGACGUCUCAACAGUGAUGGCAGCGCGGAUCACGGCCUCUUUCAGAUUAGCGAUCUAUACUGGUGUACACACGAGAGUUUUGGCGGCAAGGCGUGCAACAUACCGUGCGCGAAGUUACUCGAUUCCGAUAUUAGUGACGACGUGCGUUGCAUACGUACCAUACACGAGGAGCAUACACGUAUUUCGGGCGACGGUUUUACGGCGUGGACGGUUUAUAAUCGCAAUUGUCGCAAUCAGCAGAUCGAACAGGUAUCGGCGUGUUUCGAUAGCAACGAGAUCAGCAAGACACAGGUAAUUGGCGGCAGCAGCAACCACAAUUACAACAACAUAAUACCAACCACAACAACGGAAGUGGCUUCGCCUGCACCGAAGGGUAAGAUCUACCAGGAAUGCGAGUUGGCGCAGGAGCUCUACUACAAGCAUCGCUUGCCGAUGCAGGAUAUACCAACUUGGGUUUGUAUUGCUAAGCAUGAGUCGCGCUUUAAUACCGCCGCUGUGGGACGUCUAAACACCGAUGGCAGCGCCGAUCAUGGACUCUUUCAGAUCAGCGAUCUCUAUUGGUGCGCGCAUGAGGAAUAUGGCGGUAAGGCGUGCAACAUACCUUGCAACAAAUUGCUCGACUCGGAUAUCAGCGAUGAUGUGCAGUGUAUUAAAACGAUACAUGCCGAGCACACACGUAUUUCCGGUGAUGGCUUCACAGCGUGGGUGGUCUACAACCAACACUGUCGCAAUCAACAAUUGGCACGCGUGGCAAGCUGCUUUCCACAGGAGGAACUGCACAAACCACACGUCUUACAGCCUGCAGUGGAGACCAAUAAAGUCGCGCAUGUGGAAACGGCUGUCGCCGUUGGUAAGGGUAAAAUCUAUAAAAAAUGUGAGCUGGCGCAGGAGUUGUACUUCAAGCACAAGAUGCCGAUGAAGGAUGUGCCGACGUGGGUUUGUAUCGCGCAACAUGAGUCCAGUUACAACACUGCCGCUGUGGGGCGGCUGAAUGCCGAUGGCAGCGCCGAUCAUGGACUCUUUCAAAUCAGCGACCUCUACUGGUGUUCGCACGAAGGCGAUGGAGGUAAAGCUUGCCACAUUUCAUGCAACAAACUGCUGGAUAAUGAUAUCACAGAUGAUGUGCGUUGCGUGAAGACGAUUUAUGAGGAGCAUACGCGUCUCAGCGGUGAUGGUUUUACAGCGUGGACGGUUUACAAUCGCCACUGCCGCAAUCAGCAAUUGGAGCGGAUAAGCGCGUGUUUCGACAGCAAACUGUUGCAGCAGGCACAACAGACCAACGAAAACGCACAACGUGAGCCAACCACUUAUCUUACACAAUCCAGUAAUAUUAACAAAAUAACCACUUUGCCGAAGAAAGUCAAACAUAAAGAUGAAUUAAAUCAUCCAUUUGUAAAUAAUCCAUUCUUAAAUCAAUUUAGUGCCGUGCAUUCUGUGCCUACAACUGUGAAACCUGAAACAAUCGCGAAACCCAUUAUACAUUACGACGUUACUAAUAAAAUGGUUUCUUCAAAAACUGACUUUGUAAAUAAUCCAUUUUUGAAUCAAUUCAUACAAACACAACAAAAACCACACAGUGUCGCCAAAAGCCCGCAAACAGUAACAAAUACUAAUUUAAACUCCGCUGUGUCAAAUAGUGCUCCUUAUGCUGCCAAUCCUUUCCUUAGUAAAUAUCAACCAUCUGAAACUAAACAACAAACAUUAACCUCCAUAAUAAUACAACAACCACAAAAACAAAGUUACCACUCCAACCCUUUCCUCGCCCAAUAUACCGGCCAGUCCGCAAGUCACACACUAACUGCAACAACAAACAAACAAACAUACAAUGCUGCCACACAACGUGUUCAAUUCCAAAAACCACAAACCCUGCAAACACAAAAUUUCUACUCCAACCCAUUUUUAUCACAAUACAUCGAUCAGACCUCAAGCUUAACUCCCCACAAGCAAGCAUCCACAGCUAACCCAACGAGGAGCCAACCAGUCGUACAAUAUCAGAAUAAUCCUUUUCUUCAACAAAUUUCAGCAGCCUCUCUUAGCACCACUGUCAAAACAAGCUCACAAACCCAACAACAACAUAUACGCCCAACACCGAGCAGCACUGAAAAGACCAAGUUACACGUCUACCCCACCAAACCCUAUGUGAAUAGUGAGGUGUUUCGUACAACACCAGUCAAAACACCUGGUUCACUUGCAGAGUUUAAACCAGGUGUUGAAACUAAGGUCUCCACUGCAGUGGCUGCCGGCAGACCGCACACCGCAAUUACACAAAAACCCCAAACACAAACUACGAAACAAUAUUAUACGACUUUGCUUACAACCACCACUACAAGGAAACCCACAACAACGACAACCGUUAUAAGAAAACCCACCACAAGUAAUGCUGAAACCACGACUAAGCGGCCGAGCACAACAUGGCACUGGCAACAGCCACAACAAGUGCAGCCCGCAAAAACAGCUGCCACACAAAAGCCAACCACUCGACUACCGGCAACGAAGUCGAAACCGAACGUAAGCACAACACGAGCGCCACAAACUACGCCAAGAACCACAAAACCAUCAAACAGCCAGAAGACAGCAAUGACUAAGGGAACUACUACAACGCGAAAGCCGCAAACAACGAAGAAUCCCGGAUUGUAUCAAGAAAAGAAGACUACUAGGAGUACCAUCGCGACGGCUACAACAAAAAGACCGACAGCAACCACACAACAAAAGCCGAAAACGACACAAAAUGUUGGAAACCGGAAACCUGUAACGACAACAACAACCAGGAAGCCAGCGACCACACAGAACGCAGGACUCAGAAAGCCCACAACUGCCGCAACGACAAGAAGACCAACAACUAAACAAACUGCCACUAUACCUACCUCAAGGAGUACCAAUGACAAAACUGCCAAUCUCAGAGCCACUACAACCACGACACGCAGACCCGUAACUACCGUAAGAACGCCGAUAACACGAAAGACUACCGCUGCUGUAAUAACGACUACCAAGCGCCCAAUUACAACAACAACGCAAAAAACAACAAAGCGCACAACAACUACUACAAGUCUCAAUAACUUUAGUACCACAAAAGUGCCAUAUACGAAUAAGAAAAUUACAACAACCACACCGUUUACACACUACACCAGACCGAGCACGCAGAAACCGAAAAUCACAACAACAAAACCUACAGCAUUAACAAGAACUACUAGCACCACCACACGUGGUACCACACGAAAGCCCGCCCAAUAUAUAGCGCUUACCACGAGUAAGAAACCGUAUACCGCAGGAAAUCAAGUCCACGUAACACCUACGAAAGCGCCAACAACAAUAGUAACAACAGCAAAAUAUCGUGAGGAUCCUUUCAGCCACCCGUUCUUCGACAAAUACAAGGAGCAAUUCAAAGUAUUCGCCACGACCACAACACGAAAGCCCUCGGCUGCCGUCACGCAGAAUCCGGUGCAAGCGCAUUUCGGCGAGGAGAGCGAAUACUAUAAGCAAUUCCGCAAUCAUGCAUCCGGCAGCGCGAAGACCGUUUACGCCUAUGCAUUUGGACAGAAUGGCACACUGACAGGACAUUACGGUAGAUAGAUUGAGGAGCUUUCGAAACAAGACAAAGUGAGGUGACGUUCGCCGCGGGGAUAAUACUCAAGACUCUUAAUGAAAUCGAAAUAAUACUCAACUUUGGAGCUGCCUACAUAAGAAGUGGAAUUUCAAAGUAGUGCUAAACGCUUAGAUAUAUGUAUAUGCUCGAUAACUGCUUGUUAAUUUUGUGAUGCUGUCAAAAUGUGAUUUUUUUUAUAAUAACUGCACUUGCGAAGUGGAGAUGUAUACAUAGUAAAUGGUUACAUACCUUACCGUUACACCAAUUGCAGAAUCGAACAAAUUACAUGCUUAGCUAGUUUUUUUAAUAUAUUUUUUUAACUGUUAUGUUUUAUAUAUGUAAAUAUACAUACAUAUUUCUAAUUAACUAUAUAUAUUUAUAUACUUUUCACAUUGUGUACACGAAAAGUAUAUUAAAUAAUUAAUUUAAGUGAUUCGCGUCGUUAUAUUUGCACACACACACAUAUAUAUAUAUACGUACCUAGUUAAUACUAUUAUAUAACAAUAAUAAAGAAAUAAUUAAUGCAAAUCAAAAA